AGCCACCCGGGCACAACUUUUCUUCCCUUCCCGCCCCUCCUCCCAGUUGUUUUGUUUUUGGUUACUAGCUUCUCUUGGCAGCAAAAUGUUGGGGGGGCGGGGGGAAUCUGCAGGAAAAAGCCUGCUCCGCACGGGACAUAUCCAGGAAAACAAUGUGGUCGGCAGAAGCAGGAAACGGGUUAGAGGCGAGGGUCGGAACCGGGAAAACCGGGGGAUGGGGGACGGAAGGCAGCCGUUGCCUCCCCCAAAACCAGGGACGAGAGUGACUUUAAUGCCAUCCCCAACAUUUUUUUGACACCCAAGCCCAGGAAUCCCAGAUACCGCACCCAAUCCCAGUCUGGGGGUGGGGAGAGAUCUUUGCGAGGAGGUGCUGGAGAAGAUACCUCCCUGGCCAAGGCCCGGGAGGCUGGAGGGAAACAGGCGGGAGCGCGAAGGCCGGCGUCUGGUUCCCUGUCUCGCCGCAGCGGGGACCCUCCCUCCUUGGCCGCCCCUUUCCUCCCUCUGAGCGCCAGGAGGAGGUUCCGCGAGUAUCUUCCACUUCCCGGGGCCGGAGGAAGAGCCGCACUGAGAGAGGCAGAGAAGGAGUAGAGGCGGCGUGGUUCAGGCUGGCAGGAAGCGAGGAAGCAAUUGUGAGAUCGGCCCCCCAGUCCCCUGAGGAGCCUCCGCCAACUCCGCAGGACCCCGCCGGGAAGCUGAACCCACCCCUUUACCAAUCACCGCCCGCUUUCUAUCGACCGAUGGGGCAUCCAGCCAAUAAGAAUAGCUGAUCUCAAGACCAGGGACAUGGGGAGGAGCCUACGAAACUUGGAGGUGUGACUAACACUCACUGCUGAGGCGUGGUCGCAGAGUAAGCUCCUCCCGGGGCUGUCGAACCCUAAAGUAGAACUGAUGGGCGGUAUUAAAAUGGAACCAACAGCCAAACACAAACUCUUGAGAAAAGCCAUGACCAAUUGGACUGGGGUAGGGAGGAGGGGCGUUGGCGGGGAAUUUUAGCCAAUAGAGAGCAGAAGUAGGUGGGGACUGUAGAACAUCUUCCAAUAAAAAACGUAAAAGGGCGUGCCUUGCCACUCCACCAGGGCGGGAGGAGGGUUGGCCCGAACCUCCCGAAAUCCACCAAUGAGAUGGGAGGCGGAGCCAAGCUUGGCCAACCAGAAAGCCUAUCUGAUCUCGGCACCGUUACUGGGGCGGGGCGUACGGUCUCCAAGCCAUUGAGCUCUCAUCAGAGGAAGGCCCGAGAGCUGCCAAUGCGCGACUUGGGCGAACUCUAGUUCUCCCAAUCGGUGCGACGCGCUGGCAAUUCAAACUGACAGCCGGAAAAAGCGGAAGAAGGAGCAAAGAACGACGUGUUCGGUGACAGACUACAGCGCCGAAAGAACCUAAAAGCAACCCCUGCUCCACUUCACCAGCACCACCGCUCACUCAGGAGCAGCCGCUGUGGGAGACACCUGAGGGGACCGCGAGGGAGAACUGAGGGAGGGAGGACGCGAGACAGCGCGAGCGCGAGCACGCUGAAGGCCGGGGGUGCUGGGAGCCCAGCUUGCUGCCAAGCAGUGCUGAGAGUCGCGGGAGAACGGAGGAUUGAGGAGAGCCAGGGUCCUCCCGGUGGAAAAGCUGAAGGGUUCUGAAUCCUAGGAAGAGGUGGCGUGGGGGGAGAGGGAGGAAUUGGAGAGCUCCGCAGGAGUGGCUUAGGCUGGGAGAGGGAUGUGGUUAGAGAGAAGCUUUAAAUAAAAAAGACUGCUGGAGAAGCCUGGGGGAAUUGCUGAAGGGGCGGGGGCUAAAGAGGAGAGGAUCCUCACAGACCGCAGAAAGGGAAAGCUGAUGACAAAGUUUCCCUGCAAACCCCACUCACCUCCUCCCCACCUCUAACGCCUCUCCCUUCUCCGGAAGUUAAAAGGAAGCCAAACUGUUGCCCCCACCCCAUUCCCAAUCAAUAAAUAUUUCUUCUAUCCUUCCACUGGGAAAACAGGAAAGGACUCUUUUCCUUCCCAAUUUUAGGACUUAUAAGAACUCGUGACUUGGUCUUUAGACUAGGGGGCUCAAAGUAGGAAGGCUAUUGCUCUUAUUUCCUUUUUCAAAACCCCGCACCUCAUCCUUCGUGGGACGCUAUGUCUACAAGCAGUUGUAGUUUCAAGGACCGAUGCGUGUCCAUCCUGUGUUGCAAAUUCUGUAAACAAGUGCUCAGCUCUAGGGGCAUGAAGGCUGUUUUGCUGGCUGAUACUGACAUAGACCUUUUCUCUACAGACAUCCCUCCUACCAAUGCAGUGGACUUCAUUGGACGAUGCUAUUUCACCGAAAUCUGCAAAUGUAAACUUAAGGACAUCGCGUGUUUAAAAUGUGGGAACAUUGUAGGUUAUCAUGUGAUUGUUCCAUGUAAUUCCUGCCUUCUUUCCUGCAACAACGGACACUUCUGGAUGUUUCACAGCCAGGCAGUUUAUGGUAUAAACAGACUUGACUCCACUGGUGUAAACUUCCUGCUUUGGGGCGAUUUGCCAGAGAUAGAAGAAAGUACAGAUGAAGAUGUGUUAGAUAUCUCAGCAGAGGAGUGUAUUCGAUGAAUGGAAUUAUGACAUAUGUGUAAUUUUUUUUCAUAUUUAAAAUAUGUUAAUGGAUCAACUUUAAAACUGUAGUGAGGAUUUACUACUGAUUUUCUCUCCUCCUCCCUUUCUUUCUUCUCUUUUAAAACAAAAAGGGGCAUUUGUUGAUUUAUUUAUUCGCUAUCUCAAAUUAAUUACCUCAGUUUAAUUUAAGCCAAUGAAGUUAUUCUUUCCUUCUACUUUUACUUCUUCCUCUCCUCUACUACUUCUGUCUGGUAUAAGUGUAUUCUUAAUUUCAGUUAAAAGAUUCUUUUUACAUGUCACCCAGCUACCUCCUGAUCUAAAGAAGUUUUUCUUACAGCUUGAUGCCAGAUAUCAUUGAUUUUUACAUUCCUGACUAAAGGGCAUUAGUAUCCACUCAUAUCAAAUACACAUGUAUCAGACUCAUCUAAGUAUUAAGAGGGAGUUUAAAAAAAGCAAGCUAUUAGGUUUCCAUGAGUACUGGUUAGCAUAUGUGAUAACUGUUUUAAUGUGAAGCGAAACUUAUGAAUCAGCUUAUAGAAUAAAUUAAAACUUUAAAAUAUAUGGAAAAAUCUUUUUGAUCCGUUGGCAUGUUGUUAGAUAAAUGAGUUUUUAAAAAAAUUAUCAAUAUAUACUGUUUACUGAUGUUAUUUAUUUACAUUCUCCUAAAGCCAUUAUGGAUAUUGUAUUAUGAAAGCCAGAUAAACUAAACCUUAGUCUUUAUGUUUUCCUAUUCCCUAGGGCUUUUUCUAUGAAUAGCAAAUUUUAGAUGAGUAGUGUUUGUCCAAACCCUAAUAUGGAAAGAAGCUUAAGCCACUGUAUAUUAUAAAGAAUUUUUUUUCAUUGUUUGUUGUUUUUAAAAAUUGUAUUCAGAGCCACACAGAAAUAGGAAACUGGGAUAAUGUGGAUUCUGGUUUUAUGUAAAGCUAAAAUCAAUGUGUCUCCUUAACUAAUAUCUUAGUUGCAGGAAUUUUGUCAAUAAUGGUACCAAAGAAGACUUAAUUGGAGUUUUGUAAAUAAAGUUGGUUCUAAAAAUGAC
Molecule: messenger RNA, 3594 nt
Organism: Marmota monax (woodchuck)
Lineage: Eukaryota; Metazoa; Chordata; Mammalia; Rodentia; Sciuridae
Gene: Rumy1
Product: family with sequence similarity 72 member A
Exons: 5
Coding region: 2106-2555 (149 amino acids)
Cellular component (GO): cytosol
Source: RefSeq, a predicted model, not a curated record